Messenger RNA from Priapulus caudatus, 1377 nucleotides. Its product is annotated as ATP-binding cassette sub-family A member 3-like. Gene Ontology annotation, molecular function: ABC-type transporter activity; lipid carrier activity; protein kinase activity. The transcript is spliced from 8 exons. Bases 1 to 1377 code for a protein of 458 amino acids. Gene Ontology annotation, cellular component: intracellular membrane-bounded organelle; membrane. Lineage: Eukaryota; Metazoa; Priapulida; Priapulimorpha; Priapulimorphida; Priapulidae. The record is from RefSeq and is a predicted model, not a curated record. Gene Ontology annotation, biological process: lipid transport; transmembrane transport; protein phosphorylation.
AUGGCGUCGUGCAGCCGGUGGCGGCAGCUGCGGCUGCUGCUGUGGAAGAACUAUGUGCUGCAGAAGCGGCAUGCGCUCGUGACGUUCUUCGAGAUUGCGAUUCCGGCCGCGCUGUCGCUCGUCCUCAUCGUCAUUCGUCUGCUCGUCGCCAACGACUACAUCGAGAACGUGACGGAGUACGCAGCCUACGACAUCUCGCGCUUGCCGGACAACCUCACCAGACUCGACUUUGGCCAGUGGAAUGUCGCCUACGCUCCGAACGUCACCGCGGCGCGGGACGUCAUCGAAUUGGUCGAGAAACGACUCGGCGUCGUCGGCUUGCCGUUCGAAUCUGAGGCGUCACUUAUCAAGUACCUAGCCGAUGAAACACACUUGCCAUCGACGUUAGGGGGAGUUGUGUUCACGAGUCCUUUUCACGACAAUGUGACCUUUCCAGUCGAUAUAACGUACAAGAUCCGACUAAAGUCGUCUCCCCGCAACGUGCCGCUGUCGGCCCAGGAGAACCCUCUCGGCGGAGAUUCGCAGUGGCUCACUCAAUGGAACCUGCCAACGAUGGCGAGUCUGGGACCACGCGAGCCGUCCUACACCUGGGGUGGCAAUCCCGGCUACAUGAGGGAGGGCUUCCUGCCACUGCAGCAUGCCGUAAACUUGGCCAUUAUCGAAAAUCUCUCAGGAAAACCACCAGAUGGCGUGGACGUGCUGAUGAAGAGGUACCCGUACCCACCGUACAACGACGACAAGUUUGUGCUCAUCAUACAGAUGCAGCUUCCUGUGAUACUGAUGCUCAGCUUCGUCUUCUCCGUGCUGAGCAUAACGAGAGCGAUAGUGCACGAGAAGGAGAGGAAACUGAAGGAGAGCAUGAAGAUCAUGGGCCUCGACAGCUGGCUUCACUGGCUCGCCUGGUUCAUCGUCAGCUCUCUGCUGCUCUGCGCCAGCGCCGUCGUCAUGACGACGCUCUUCGUCGUUCCCGUCGGCGAGCACGGCAGCGUCGUCGGCCGCAGCGACCCGUCGGUCGUGCUCGCGUUCCUGCUCGUCUACGCCGUCGCCACCGUCUCCUUCUGCUGUCUCGUCAGCGUAUUCUUCUCGAAAGCAGAAAUACUGAUGCAGCAUGGCUUCAGGAUGGGUGCUACCCUAGGAGAGGGAGCAUACGCAUCCGUGAGGAAGGCAGAGUGGAUUUCAGAGGGAAAGCACCGUGUGCUGGCUUGCAAGAUCGUUGACUUGUCAAAGAUCAGUGCCAAGUCGGCCAAGGUGUUCCUUCCUCGUGAAAUGGAGAUCAUGAGAACUCUUAGACAUGAGAACAUUGUAAGAGUGUGCUCCGUGUUUGAGAUCCAGAAGGUUUUGUACAUCUUCAUGGAAUUGGCUGAAANACUCGGUUGA